This is a messenger RNA of Rhododendron vialii, 858 nucleotides long. RefSeq lists its product as uncharacterized. NCBI's taxonomy places the organism in Eukaryota, Viridiplantae, Streptophyta, Magnoliopsida, Ericales, Ericaceae. Bases 1 to 858 code for a protein of 285 amino acids. The record is from RefSeq and is a predicted model, not a curated record. The transcript has 2 exons.
AUGAACGUGGAGGAGGCUGUCUACGCAAGACGUACACAUGAUGGCUUUGAUCCCCAAGCAGGGCCAUCACAGGUUGGUGAGUUUCCUCCGCCUGAUAAGAAAAGAACAGAAUCCACCCGCAAGACGGGAGGUGAACCAAAGAAUAAAAAGGUGGAUUCAAGAUUAUCCCCAAAGCGGGAGGAGCGGGAGGACUGCCCCAAGUUGGCCGCCCAAGCAAGUUCCAGAAGAAAGAGGAAAAUACCCAUUAUUUUCUCAGAGGAGGACAUCAAGGGAGUUCGUAUCCCUCAUGAUGACCCACUAGUAAUAACCAUUGUCAGAGCAAACUACAUCACACGUAGGGUGUUGAUAGAUAGCGGAAGUUCAGUUGACAUCCUCUACCUCCAUGCAUACGACCAACUAAAGGUUGGACGAGAAAGGUUAAGGCCUAUGACAUCCCCAUCAGUUGGAUUUGCAGGUACGCCAGUUUACCCGGCUGGUCAAAUAGCCUUGCCAAUCACUAUAGGGGGGGAGGGAAGUCAGAUCACACGAAUAGUAGAUUUCAUAGUAGUCGACUGUCCUUCAGCAUACAAUGCAAUAUUGGGGAGAACAACUUUGAAUAAAAUCGGGGCAAUAAUCUCCACAUAUCAUUUGAUGAUAAAGUUCCCAACAUCAGAGGGGGUUGCUUGUGUCAGAGGAGAUCAGAAGGCAGCACGGGAGUGUUACGUCACCUCACUCAGAAGAGCUAACAUCACCAUGAAUGUAGAGAGCCUCGACACACGAGAUGAGGAGAAACUCCAACAUGGAGAGCCUGUGGAAGAGCUCGUGGAAGAGCUUUUGGAACCAGGGCAACCAGGAAAGACAGUAAGGAUGGGAAUAUGA